Messenger RNA from Phycodurus eques (leafy seadragon), 1632 nucleotides. Its product is annotated as oocyte zinc finger protein XlCOF19. The coding region runs from base 94 to 1092 and encodes 332 amino acids. Gene Ontology annotation, biological process: regulation of transcription by RNA polymerase II. The transcript is spliced from 3 exons. NCBI's taxonomy places the organism in Eukaryota, Metazoa, Chordata, Actinopteri, Syngnathiformes, Syngnathidae. The record is from RefSeq and is a predicted model, not a curated record. Gene Ontology annotation, molecular function: RNA polymerase II cis-regulatory region sequence-specific DNA binding; DNA-binding transcription factor activity.
GUUUUCGACGCGACGAAAGCAAGAUAGCGACCGAGACGGACCAAAGUUGUCGUGGCUGAGCAAUGGCUGACAUUAUUAUUAUUGACUUGACGCAUGACACCAUCAAUCUUCACCUCCCCAGAGUACGAGGAGGAACUUUGGGCAAGGGAAGAGAAGGAGCCACAAGAUGGAUUCCUGGACGCUGUUCGCAGGCAGCCUGCAGAUGGCAUACACACAGGAGACGUCAGCGAAGAUCUUCCUUCGGAGCAGCAGGAGCCAGAGCCCGGUCACAUUAAAAAAGAGGAGCCGGAUCCCACUUACAUUAACGAGAUCGAUGAGUCAAAGCCCCCUGACGUGAAAGAGGAAGAGCAGGAAGUUGAUAUCACCAACUUUCCACUAACUGUCAUUGUGAAGAGUGAAGAUGACGACGACGACGAAGAAGGUGAUGGGGACCAACGUGGAGGAUCACAAGAAGAUGGUCUCUUAGCGCCAUUAUCAGAUAGCGAUGACGUAAUGUCACAAACGCUUGACACUGAAGACGACGACGACGAUGACGAUGAUGAUGAUGAACACUCAAAAGGUGACAUGACAUGUCACACUGACAGCAAACGCGUGAAAUGUUCUCAGUGUGACAAAACGUUUUACAACAACUCAAAUUUGAAAAGACACAUACGAACACACACUGGAGAAAAACCUUUUGUCUGCUCAGUUUGUGGCAAAGGAUUCUCGAUUAAGACAAACUUAACGAGGCACAAAAGAAGACACAAUGGUGAGAAACCUUUUGCCUGCUUAGUUUGUGGUAAAAGAUUCUCUACAAAGGAAGAUUUAAAAAUACACACAAGAAUACACACUGGGGUGAAACCUUUUGCUUGCUCAGUUUGCGGUCAGAGAUUCUCUAGAACUACGAUUUUAACAACACACACAAGAACACACACUGGGGAAAAACCUUUUGCCUGUUCUGUUUGUGGUCUUAGCUUCACUCAAAAGACAAAUUUAACAAGGCACACAAGAACACACACUGGUGAGAAACCCUUUGCUUGCUCAGUUUGUGGGAAAACAUUCAACAGAAAGACAAAUUUAGCAACACACGCAAGUACUCAUGGGUUAGAGUAACGAUUCAGCGUGAGGUUAAGAGACGAGUGUGCGGGUGAGGAGAACGGAAAGGGGGAGGGUGGGCACCAUCUUGAAAUUGUUGAUCAGAAAUAUUCAUUUGCAUCUGGGGAGCAAUUUAGCCAGUCAUCAUGCUGGGUAUAAAAUUGGUGCAGUAACGUUCUCUUAAGUGUUAUUUGAUUUGCACAAUAUAAAAGUUUUUGGAGUUUUUUUUUUUUCUUUUUCUGUAUGUUGCCUUGAUUCUCAUUAUUCUUCGCUGUUGCUGUAUCCUAAUUUGUUGAUUAUAUUUCAAAUAAAAUGAUAAGAUACAAUUGUGUGUUUUAAUUGGCGUGCGUUUGGGUGGUGGUGUGCCAAGGGGGGUCUUGCAUAGGGCACCAUUCAAGCUCGGACCGCCACUGUCAAGUACACACAAAUUGCACUGCGCAAAGGGCGCCGAGACUUCCAAGAAAUGUAUGCGGUUUAAAGUGACGAGUUAGUAGUGCGAUCAUCUGGGACAAUGUCGGGAGCUGCAGCGGCAGUUCUGCACAGCGGUCAUCGACUCAG